This is a messenger RNA of Penicillium malachiteum, 1308 nucleotides long. Its product is annotated as F-box protein. The transcript has a single exon. Bases 1 to 1308 code for a protein of 435 amino acids. NCBI's taxonomy places the organism in Eukaryota, Fungi, Ascomycota, Eurotiomycetes, Eurotiales, Aspergillaceae. The record is from RefSeq and is a predicted model, not a curated record. Gene Ontology annotation, molecular function: protein binding.
AUGUCGACUCGUGCUUUGCCUUUCAACGGCCUGCCUAUGGACUGUUGGUUCAUGAUUCUGGACUAUCUGCAGCCCUCAGACCUCAACUCCCUCUCUAAGGUCUGUCGAUCGAUGCACGAGAAUACAAAGCCUCAUCUGUAUCGAAACCUCAUUUGGAACUGGAAUCGGAAUCCCUUACGCCGUCUACUUAAUCUUUUUCGCACAGUUGAGGCUCAUCCAGAGCUACUUGCAUUGAUUCAGCGCGUUGACUUUACCGUUCCUCUAGAGGACUCUCGCUUGUUCUCUUCACACACUCGAGCAAACGAAAGCCUGAUCAACUCUCCUCGCGGUUACCGCAGUGCUUACCUUUUCUGCCAACAAAUUUUAGAACGAUCAAAUAUGCCGGACAUUUCAGGAUGGAAGCAUAACAUGCAGAGGGGUGAUCCGUAUCUCUUUGCAACUCUGUUGAUAUCUCAACUUCCUAAUCUGCGACGCCUCUCUCUCGACUGCAGCUUCGUGAUCUACAGCGGCUGGCCAGGCAUGAUGCUCAAACAUGCCAUGUUAACCGCACCCGCGGGGACCUUGUCCAAAUUUGAACAUCUCUCCUGGAUUGAAUACGGAGUUACCAGCGCUCGCAUCAGACCCAACUAUGAUGCCGUGUACAAUCCUUUUCAUGAUCCGCAUGUUCGUCGACAGCACAACCCAUAUCAAUUUACCGGGUUUUUCUUCUUACCUGCUUUGCAAGCACUUUCACUUUGGAUGGGCAGUCCCAUUCUCACGCAGGAAAUUUCCAAGGCAAACAAGAUGCGAGAAAACACAAUGAAAAAUAUCCUCUCUUUCCAUGUGGAAGGAGGACAUAUGAAUACUUACGACAUGAAAUUUCUUUUGAUGAACAUGAAAAACCUUCGAGAAUUGAGUCUGGGACUAUCUUACACCUUCCCUUUCGAAGCCUGGUCCAGUGCGCGCGCCAUAGAAGAAGGACUCAAGAGCAUCGCACCAAAUCUCGAGAAAUUCUCAUUCCGACCCUCGCAUCUUUCAUAUUUCAGUUUGGCCCUGUGGUACCAGAGUGUGCAUUUAGAACAUCUCGGAGUUCCCGCCUCGAAGCUGAAGUUCACCCCCGGAUUCUUCAAGCAAUUCCCAAAGCUGGUUUCUCUCAAUGUACCAGCUGUUUACCUGACAGGCGGCGGUUAUAACCGCAAAAGUCUCGCAGAGAAUCUCCCCAGCUCCCUUGAGAACCUCGAACUACGUGAUCAACCACUGGACAUGUUUUGGCCUGAACGGCAGUGGGACGAGCUUUUUGGUCCUGUGAAGGAGUUCUUCCCACCAUAG